CACAGUCCCUAGCGGCCCAGUCCCCGAUCGACGUCGUCAAGGUGGGUGUUCUGGAGGGAAUAAAUCGUAAUAGUUGCUGAAGAACACUUCACAUGUGAGUUCAAAAUACCUUCUUUGAUUUUACUGAGCACUGUUUACUUAAAGUAUGUUGCUGGGAGCAGUUCUGGCGGGGUUUGCCCUCGCCCUGGCUGCUGAGAGCGCAGGCGCGAAGCCCUCGGGAUCCGAGCACUCCGCUUUGCCGACAGAAGCAAACAAUGUUAUUCCCAAUCACCAAUUUGGAUUUAGACCUGCACACUCUACCAUACAACAAUGUCAUAAAGAUAGUAAAUACUCCGACUAUUGCCGAAUCGGCGCGGGAGUACCGCAGGGCAGUAUUUUACGUCCGGUUCUGUACUCAAUUUACUCUUCUGAUAUUUCACAGACAUCAGACACAUUACUCUCAACUUACGCAGACGACACUGUCAUACUCUCGACUGACUCUAAUCCGAUCACAGCAUCUCAGAAAGCACAGAUUCAUUUAAAUCUUCUAUAA
Molecule: messenger RNA, 532 nt
Organism: Nezara viridula (southern green stink bug)
Lineage: Eukaryota; Metazoa; Arthropoda; Insecta; Hemiptera; Pentatomidae
Source: the annotation of a GenBank genome assembly